This is a messenger RNA of Cladophialophora immunda, 2942 nucleotides long. RefSeq lists its product as uncharacterized. The transcript has 2 exons. The record is from RefSeq and is a predicted model, not a curated record. NCBI's taxonomy places the organism in Eukaryota, Fungi, Ascomycota, Eurotiomycetes, Chaetothyriales, Herpotrichiellaceae. Bases 1 to 2595 code for a protein of 864 amino acids.
AUGAAGGUCAAGAUCAAAGGCCGGCCUCAAGCCACCCGGCUCUAUCUCACCGUCAUUCUCUGCUUCCUUGCUGGUCUCCUCAGUGCUGGUCCGCUUCAACAUACCAGAAGCCAUACCUCUGUCGUCAGCGGCUGGCACCACACACCCACUUCUCAUCAUGGCUUUCAUGCUCCCACUCUGACUGCGUCAAAGGAGGUUGCAAUUCGUCCCUCACACGACCUCGCCUCCUUCCACUCAUCUGUCAAGCCCAUGUCCGCCCUAGAGCGUCGAGAUGCAGACAUGCCACUCCACAGCUUUGCACUAGUCUGCGACGACAGAGAAUGGACCGCCAUGUGCGCACGUAUCGGUUACACUUGCAGCACCACGGGCAAGCUGAAGUAUAAGCAGGAGGACAUCUUGUGCCAGGACAUCUGCAAGUGCAUCAACCUCAACCCAGCGCCGAAGCCUUGUGUCGUCAACAAAGCCUCCAGUCAGUGUUCAGUUGUUGAUAACAUGGUUUUGAACGCCACAACCGGCGAGCUUCUUGGCGAUGCCUCCGAGGCGAACAUUCUUCCCAAUGGCACCAUGGACUUGACCACAGCAGUUGCAAAGCGUGAUACAGAACUCAGCCAUGACAAUGCACUAGUCUGUUACGACCGCACUCUCACACGACUGUGCCAGGACUCAACACAUGGCUAUUUCUGCAAUGCGAAUGCCGUCGUGAAACACACUGGCAAGCCCGAAAUCACUUGCGAGCAACACUGCGCUUGUGUCAACAUCGCCCCAAGGCCGUGCUUCUAUUAUGGAAAAGUGUAUUCUUGUGGAGUCAAGGAUGACACAGUCUUUGACACGGUCAAUGGUACUGUUCUCGGCAAACUCUCAAGCGCCCAAGUCCUUGAGGAUGGCUCUCUGGACCUUACGCCCACCAAAGCACUUGCGAAGCGCCAUGACUACGCAUUGUUAUGCGAGGACCGCGAGCACACAGCAUGGUGCGGUUCAUCGUACCAGUAUUACUGCACCGCGAAGGGUGCUCUGAAGUUCAAAGGCACCGGUGAAUACUGGUGUGAGCACAGUUGUGUCUGCAUCAACCUCAAGCCAUCGAUUCAGUGUUUUCCAAACGCGGCCCUUCUCACAACGUGCCUGCUCAAAGGAAAGAUGGUCUACAAUGAGAAUGGCACUCUGCUGGGGGAUGUUAACGAUGCAUAUGUCCACCCCAAUGGGACAUUGGACUUCCGCAAAGUGGUUACGAGAGAUUUGGACGUGACAUCAGCCGAUCCGCACCAGAUGAUAUGCAAAUCGCAGCAGUCCAGCGAAACAUCUCCUUUUACUGGCGGAUUACUAUAUGACAAGAACUUGACCAUGUAUUGCGCAAACCACGGUUACUCAUGCGCCAGCGACCCUACACGCGCUUCAUUGACCUUGACUUUACAGCCCGGCUCGAAGGACAUUAAGAAAUGCGACUCCGCUUGUGGCUGUCCAUCGCAGACUUGGAAGCGUGAAGGAAGUGAACAUGACCUAGUGUCACACCCUUCCCCGACGCCCGGCGAAGUGACCAUUCAGGACAUUCUACUUGGGUGCAGUUCGUUUGAUGGGUUGACCAAAGGGACCUGGUCUUUCAAUGAGUCUCUGACACAAUACUGCAAGAAUCAGGGCUAUACAUGUGCCCCCGUGUCUGGGCCAGUUUAUGAAUUGCAGCAUCCUCAGGACAUUGUUAAAAUCUGUCAAGCUGGCUGCAGUUGCCCGGGAGCCCCACGACGCCGUGCGUCUGCACAGUCAUUGCGUCCAAAGAAGACAAGAGCCAGUGCAGAGCCUAGAACAAACGACAUCGCGACUGCCCCGGCGGCCAGCAGCUUUGAUCCUUUUGGUGUGACCUGUUCGUCACAUAGCAGAUACAACGAAUCUCUCACCAAUCACUGUCGAAGUGAAGGCUAUUCAUGUGUCGCGCUGACAGGCACUGUUCUACGCACUCUUUUCCACAACGGUACCGACAUCCCCGAAUGCACUCACAGCUGCAGAUGCCCGAAUCCUUUCGCUCGCGAGGCACACUCGGGACAUGCGGAGAUGUCUGCGACUGGAGAUGAGAUUCCAGGCUCUGCAGCCGUUGCCCCUCCGAGUGGUGUCCCCAGUCAACCCUCCAGCAGAUUCACUCUCAACUGUGGCAAUGCAGCGGACGGCCCUAGCUUCUGCCAACAGUCGGAUCUGGGGUAUUUCUGUGCUGUGAACAUGACUGUCAUGCGAACUUCGACCGUGCAAAAUCAAGGUGUGACUUGGUGCGACUAUUACUGCAGCUGCAUCUUCAAGUACCCUGUCCCCUGCGUCAACGAGUGGAACAUUCCUCAAUGUCGUGAAAUGCCGGACGGGACUGUUCGUGAUGCCUCGAACAUGCAGAUUGUGCUUGCAUAUAUCGAGGAUGUGAUCAUACUUCCCAACAAUUCGAUCCUGCUCGAUCGUGGCCAGGACGGAGGCUUCCCAUUUGUCGUGGAGUCGCAUGGAGGACAUAGGCCCGGCUCCAACGAUACCAGUGAUAAUUCGGGAGAUUCUCCUCAUUGGACGGAUUGGCCUAUGAAUGCGACUGCAAAUGCAUGGUGGAACAGAACGGGUCAGGGCCAUGACUGAACUCGUCCUUGAUUCCACGGCUUAGCAUUCGACUGUCACGAAAAAACAGAUAUUCCAGUCGAAGCAAGCCAGCCCCAUGCGAAUUCAUCCCUCUUGCUUCAUGAAUAGCGAGUUUCUUGAUAAAAGUCGACCCAGUCACCACUUUACUGCAACACCAAUAUCAACUACUGUGAGAAUUUCCACACUAACACCGCCAUGGACAAGGAAACGAUAUCUUGAAGUCUGGCCCGAGGACUGGGGAUAUUGCAGGUCAUUUGGAGCUCUUCUGAUACGUGAAAUAUUGGUACGAGAACUGGGGACUGGCAAUUAUGGUAGAGACUGAGAGACUCUGGUAGAAAUGGCAUUGG